Molecule: messenger RNA, 1785 nt
Organism: Puma concolor (puma)
Lineage: Eukaryota; Metazoa; Chordata; Mammalia; Carnivora; Felidae
Source: RefSeq, a predicted model, not a curated record
AUGGAUCCCAGCAGCGACUACCAUUUCCUCAAUCAGAUUUUGUGGAGAAGGGUGAAACUCACAUUGGUUUGUGGCAUCUUUGAGGGAGUACUCCAGCAUGUGGACCCUAACAAGAUUGUUGUCCUGAAGAAAGUGAAGAAUGUGGAGACUGGUCGAAGUGUUCCAGGAGUGAAGAUGUUUUUUGGGCACGAGAUUGUGAACGUGGAACUGCUGGAUGAAGUGGAACAAGGUGCAGAGAGAGAAAAGGCAUCUUCUGUUAGUCUAAAUACAGAAAGAACAAGGAUGGAUAAAAUGAAAGGUGAAGAUCUAAACAUAUGUGAGCCUACUUCUCCUGUCCCUGAGUCACCAACCACCUCUCUGCUGAAUCAUCUCAAGUAUAGCCCAUCAGAAGAAGAGGAGGUGACAUACACAGUCAUUGAUCAGUUCCAGCAGAAGUUUGGUGCUGCAAUGCUUCACAUCAAGAAGCAGAGUGUCCUGAGUGUGGCAACAGAAGGUGCUAAUGUGUGUCGUCAUGGGAAGCUGUGUUGGCUUCAGGUAGCCACAAAUAGCCGAGUUUAUUUAUUUGACAUUUUCCUUCUGGGAAGUCGUGCUUUCAACAAUGGACUUCAGAUGGUAUUAGAAGACAAGAGAAUUUUGAAGGUUAUCCAUGAUUGUCGUUGGCUUUCUGAUUGCCUCUCUCAUCAGUAUGGAAUUUUGCUGAAUAAUGUCUUUGACACACAGGUGUUACCUGUAUUCUUUGGCUUGUGGCUCCUGCCAUCUUCAGAGUGCACCACUGCAACUUCUGCUUCUAUCACCCGAUCGCCUUCUCCCGUAGCAGAUGUCCUUCAGUUUUCCAUGGAAACAGGUGGCUUUCUUCCAAAUUGCAUCAGUUCUUUACAGGAGAGUUUAAUCAGACACCUUAAAGUAGCCCCUAAAUCUCUCUCCUUUCUGGAAGAGAGACAAAAAUUGAUUCAGGAAAAUCCAGAAGUGUGGUUCACACGACCUCUUUCACCAUCUUUACUGAAAAUUUUGGCCCUAGAGGCUACCUACCUACUACCCCUUCGUUUGGUACUCCUGGAUGAGAUGAUGUCUGACCUAACCACCCUUGUGGAUGGUUAUCUAAACACCUAUCGAGAAGGGUCCGCAGAUCGCCUGGGAGGCACCGAGCCUUCAUGUAUGGAGCUUCCAGAAGAGCUUCUUCAACUCAAGGACUUCCAGAAGCAGCGCAGAGAGAGAGCUGCAAAAGAAUAUAGGGUGAAUGCACAGGGACUCCUAAUAAGGACAAGGGUACAUCCAAAGAAAUCAGUGCCAGAGACAGCAGGGAAAGAGGGAAAAGUAGGGUUUUCCUUACUUUGUAAAAAUUCUGUACUAGAUGAAACUCAUCAUGUAAAUUUGCUGAAAGAAGAAUCUAAGAAUAAACAGACUUCAACAGAACCUCAACAUGUACCUCCCAUGAAGGAAGAAACCAACGAGGAUUCUAUCAAUAAACUCAUUUGCCUUGAGUCAGAGAGGCUAGAGGACCAGAGAAUAGCUCAAAAAGAACACAGUAAGACACCCAAACAGGAAUUUCAGACAAGUUUAUCUUUGAAAGAGGAGAUAGAACAGUUACUGAUGGUGCAAAACCAGGAAGAUCUAAAAUGCACAAAACAAGAUAUUUCAGUGUCUCCUUCCCUUCCUCAGGAAACCAGAGUCUCUCCAAGUGACACCUUUCAUCCUUUUAGAAAAGCCGUGUUUCCUACGUUUCCUCCCUGUCCAGCCUUGGAGAAAACUGAUUCUUGGAUAAAUCCCUCUCCAAAUCUGUCUUAG